This is a messenger RNA of Strigops habroptila (Kakapo), 582 nucleotides long. Its product is annotated as SUN domain-containing protein 3-like. Gene Ontology annotation, molecular function: protein-membrane adaptor activity. Gene Ontology annotation, biological process: nuclear envelope organization. NCBI's taxonomy places the organism in Eukaryota, Metazoa, Chordata, Aves, Psittaciformes, Psittacidae. The record is from RefSeq and is a predicted model, not a curated record. Gene Ontology annotation, cellular component: meiotic nuclear membrane microtubule tethering complex; nuclear envelope.
AUGACAGCUGUUCAAGAGAUCAUCAAUGAAGUCUUGGAGAAGCUGGAAGAAAGCCAAGUCCCAAUGACUGAUUAUACCCUCAAAUCAUCAGGGGCUGCUGUCAUUCCUGAAUACACAAGUCCAUCUUUCUGAAAUACAGCAGAUAAAAUUAUCUUGCAUUCCCUGCCAGUGCUGGAUUAUGUGAGGUGUCCUGAGUUUAUUCUUGAGAAGGAAAAUAAUCUAGGAAACUGCUGGCCCUUCCAUGGAAGUCAAGGACAGGUCCUCAUCAAGCUCUCUGUGCCAAUCAUUCCCAGAGGUCAUGUCUCAGGGACGAUGCUCCAUGGAGACAGUAUCUCCAGUGCUCCAAAGGUUGCUGUCUAUGGCGUGAUGGAAGAACAGGAGGAGCAGUUACUGGGACAGUUCACUUUCCUGGUGCCGCUGAAUCCCAGUCAGACCUUUCAGCUGAAGAACGUGCUCUCUGGGUUUGUGAAUUACAUCAUGCUGCAAGUGCUGAGCAACUGGGGCCACCCAGACUACACCUGCCUAUAUUGACUCAGGGUGCACAGUGAUCCUCCAAAUGACAUGGGGAAGGUGUCACUUUGA